Molecule: messenger RNA, 1704 nt
Organism: Colletotrichum acutatum
Lineage: Eukaryota; Fungi; Ascomycota; Sordariomycetes; Glomerellales; Glomerellaceae
Exons: 2
Coding region: 1-1704 (567 amino acids)
Source: RefSeq, a predicted model, not a curated record
AUGACUUUCACUCUCUCAUGGCGCCAAGCCGCCGUAGCAGCGUUGCUGUUCAAUGCGGCAGUAACGGCCAACUACGAUACUCGACGAAAUAAUGAAGCCUCGGAAGAUACAAAGCGGGCUUUGAAUGUUGCCUCCGUAAAGGCUCGAGGCCUGAAUGUCAGAAACUUUGUACAGAAGUUGGACGUCGACAGUGUAUUGUCUGCUCUCGGCAGUAAUAACAGGGCACAGGGUGAUGGGACUCCGGAUGUAGCCCCUCUUGCUGCUGAUGGGGCUGUUCCUGCCGCCCCUCAAGCCCAACCGGCAGCACCACCGGCACCGGUUGCGGGACAGGCUCCUCCUCCGCCUCCCCCGGCGAAUGGAGCGGCACCUCCUCCUCCUCCGGCGAACGGUGCACCUCCUCCGCCUCCCGAUCCAAACGCCGCUCCUCCUCCUCCUCCGCCCGACGGUGCUCCUCCACCACCGCCUGACCCAAAUGCGGCUCCUCCGCCUCCGCCUCCUGCGAAUGGCGCUCCUCCACCUCCUCCUCCGGCUAACGGUGCUCCCCCGCCACCACCACCUAACGGAGCACCGCCGCCGCCGCCUCCUGAUCCAAAUGCUGCUCCUCCAGACCCGAACGCGCCUCCUCCACCACCUCCUGAUGGAGCGCCGCCGCCGCCUGAUCCAAACGCAGAGCCACCACCACCUCCUCCUGAGGGAGGCCCGGCUCCUGACCCGAAUGCCCCUCCCCCGCCGCCCCCUGAUGGAGGUCCAGCUCCCGAUCCCAAUGCUCCUCCACCACCACCUCCAGACAGCGAGGCUCCUCCCCCUCCUCCUGAUGAUGGGCCUCCACCACCACCCCCCGAUGGAGGACCGGCUCCCGACCCCAACGCUCUUCCUCCACCGCCGCCUGAUGCCGAGGGAGCACCACCAGCACCGCCGGAGGCUGCUCCCGCGGUAGCUGGUGAGCCUCUGGCGCCAUUGGCCGUAGGGGCUCCUCCUCAACCUGCUGCAGCUCAACCUCCCCCUCCUCCCCCUCUCGCAGGAAAUGCAACUGAUCCUGCCGGCAAAAAGGGAAAGAAGGGCAAGGGCAAGGAUGACGCCGGCAAGAAGGCAAGGGAUGAUGCAAAGAAGGCAAGAGACGAAGCCAAGAAGAAGGCUGAAGGGCAACUAGCAGGUGCGGCUGGCCCCGGCCAGGCCGCCGCCAAUGGAACAGCACCUGCACCUCCGGGCAAGAAGGGAAAGAAGGGCAAGGAUGCAAAGGGUAAAGAUGCCAAAAAAUUGAAGGAUGGAAAGGGCAAGGGGGCAAUUCCUGGGGCCGCAGGGAAUGGCACUGAAGCCGUGGGACCGGAUGGAAAAGCCAAGAAGGACAAGAAGGCUAAGGGCAAAGCCGCACUUCUUCCAGGAGCUGCCGUAAACGGCACGGCACCAGCAGGUCCAGAUGGCAAAGCUAAGGGCAAAGGCAAAGACGAUGAUCCUGAGGCAAAGAAAAAGGCCAAGGACAACGGUCUUGAGGGUGCCGCCGGAGCCGCCGAGGAAGCUGCUGGUGGACCUGAAGGCAAAGGCAAAGGAAAAGGUGACGACCCCGAGGCCAAGAAGGCAAAGGAAGCGGCUGCUGGGGGAGAAGGGGCAGCCGCCGCCGGGAAAUCGGCUGGAGCGACAUUUGAAAGACGCCGACGAGCAAGCUUCGUGAAGCGGCGGAACCUCAUGUCUAAUUUCGGCUGGUGA